AUGAAAAAGAAAGUUAACAAAAAGAUCAUUAACAAGGAAGAAAUAGCUGAAGACUGGUGUUUCGCAUGCAAAGAUGGAGGAACGGUCCGUGUAUGCGACUACGAGCAAUGUCUAAAAUCAUAUCAUCCUUCUUGUGUGGGAAAGGAAGAUUCGUUUUUGGAAAGCGAAAGCCAGUGGAAUUGUGAUUGGCAUACUUGCGCUCUCUGCCAUAUUAGACCUUCAGAACAUCAUUGUUUUACUUGCACCAGUGCACUGUGCCGUUACUGUCGGCGUGCUUCAGAGUUCGUACAAGUUAAAGGCAAAGAUGGAUUCUGCUACAGUUGUCUAAAGCUUGUGAUACUGAUUGAAGAAGACAUGGAUUAUGAUUCUGACGGGGACAAGGUAGACUUUAAAGAUCGAGAAACUUUUGAGGGUUUGUUCAUGGAAUAUUAUGAGAUCAUUAAAGAGAAAGAAGGUUUGAAGACAGAGAAUCUUCGUUCAUCACAAGAUCGGAUGACGAAGAGAAAGAACUACAAGUCUGACUCUGAUUCAGAAGAAUUUGCUGAAGAUCAUGAAGAAGAGAUUUCUGAUUGUGAUGACAUGGAUUAUGGGAAGAAAUGCAAGAACCAGUAUAAGAAAAGGAAAACUGAGAGAUCCAAUUCCAAUAGAAUGGAGUUUCUGGGUUGGGGUUCCAGAUCUCUUAUUGAGUUUCUUGGUUCAAUUGGUAAAGAUACUACUGUAGCACUAUCGCAGCAUGAUGUAGUUUCAAUUAUAAAUGAUUAUGUCAAAGAAAAUAAGCUUUUUGAUCUGAAGAACAAAAGAAGAAUAACAUGCAAUGCCAGUUUGCAAUCUCUUUUUAGGAGGAGGUCAAUAAAUAGAUACAGAAUAUAUGAUCUUCUGGACACCCAUUUUAUGGAGAACCAAGAUAAUACCGAAGAGGAUGAGCUUGAGAAUAAUUCAGAAGACAAUGAAACCAAAAUCUCGGUUGCUCAUAAAAGGCAGAAAAAGCAGGAUGGAGUAAAAAAAUCCCAGAAAGAUGGGAAAGAAUAUGGUGCCCCCCGAAGUUAUUUCGCAUCCGUUAUAACUGACAAUAUGAAACUUGUAUACUUGAAGAAAAGCUUGCUAUUUGAUCUAUUUGAGCAACCAGAAUCAUUUGAAGAAAAGGUGAUAGGAAGCUUUGUUCGAGUCAAAUCAGACCCAAAUGAUUACAAUCAAAAAAAUUCUUAUCAGCUCGUGCAAGUCAAAGGUAUAAGAAAAGUUUUAGUUGGUGAUAACAAUACCGAUACCAUCCUUCAAGUUUCAUCUGUGCCAAAAGAAAUUCCUAUGAAACUGCUGUCAGAUAAUGAUUUCUCUGAGGAAGAAUGUGAAGAUUUGAGAAAAAAAGUGAUGGACGGCCAGCUCGCAAGGCCUACAGUGGUGGAGUUUGAACGAAAAGCCAGAAUUCUUCACAAGGAUAUAACAAAGCAUUGGAUUAGUAGAGAGCUGGCUUUGUUACAAAAACUCAUUGAUCGAGCAAAUGAGAAAGGAUGGAGACGCGAGCUUUUUGAAUACUUGGAUAGGAGAAAGAAGCUUCAAACACCUUCGGAACAAUCACGGUUGCUUGAAAAUGUUCCCAUGGUGAUACCGGAGCUAGAAUAUAUUUCUGAUGAUAGCGAGGAUGGGUUAGAAAUCGAGAGAUGCUCUUCGAAGUCAAUCCUUCAACAUAGUUCUAGUGUUCCCGAUGGUGGGUUGGAGGACAACGGAAUUUUAGAAGAGAGGCUUAAUCAUAAUCGUGCAUCAGCUCCUGAAGAAAAGCAACAUCUUCCAGAAAGAUCUGCCUCGAGAGAACCUGUGCAAUCCACUUCAGAAAAGAAAGAUAUUUAA
This is a messenger RNA of Fraxinus pennsylvanica, 1842 nucleotides long. The record is from the annotation of a GenBank genome assembly. Lineage: Eukaryota; Viridiplantae; Streptophyta; Magnoliopsida; Lamiales; Oleaceae.